UCGAUAAUUUUCGCAAAAAAUUUCGACAUAUUUUUAUUUAUUAUUAUGAGAAUAAAUCCUACUACUUCUGGUCCUGGAAUUUCCACGCUUGAAAAAAAAAACCUGGGGCGUAUCGCUCAAAUCAUUGGUCCGGUACUAGAUGUAGCUUUUCCUCCGGGCAAGAUGCCUAAUAUUUAUAACGCUUUGGUAGUUAAAGGUCGAGAUACUGCCGGUCAACCAAUUAAUGUGACUUGUGAGGUACAACAAUUAUUAGGGAACAAUCGAGUUAGAGCUGUAGCUAUGAGUGCUACGGAUGGUCUAACGAGAGGAAUGGAAGUGGUUGAUACGGGAGCUCCUCUAAGUGUUCCGGUUGGUGGGGCGACUCUCGGACGAAUUUUCAAUGUGCUUGGAGAGCCCGUUGAUAAUUUAGGUCCUGUAGAUACUCGCAUAACAUCUCCUAUUCAUAGAUCUGCGCCCGCCUUUAUACAGUUAGAUACAAAAUUAUCUAUUUUUGAAACAGGAAUUAAAGUAGUAGAUCUUUUAGCCCCUUAUCGACGUGGAGGAAAAAUGGGACUGUUCGGAGGAGCUGGAGUGGGUAAAACAGUACUCAUUAUGGAAUUGAUUAACAAUAUUGCCAAAGCUCAUGGGGGUGUAUCCGUAUUUGGCGGAGUAGGUGAACGUACUCGCGAAGGAAAUGAUCUUUACAUGGAAAUGAAAGAAUCCGGAGUGAUUAAUGAACAAAAUAUUGCGGAAUCAAAAGUUGCUCUAGUUUACGGUCAGAUGAAUGAACCGCCGGGAGCUCGUAUGAGAGUUGGUUUGACUGCCCUAACUAUGGCGGAAUAUUUCCGAGAUGUUCAUUAACAAUCAGUUCUUUCUC
Cornus florida is the source of this 856-nucleotide messenger RNA. RefSeq names its product ATP synthase subunit beta, chloroplastic-like. Gene Ontology annotation, molecular function: ATP binding. NCBI's taxonomy places the organism in Eukaryota, Viridiplantae, Streptophyta, Magnoliopsida, Cornales, Cornaceae. The transcript has a single exon. Gene Ontology annotation, cellular component: chloroplast thylakoid membrane. The coding region runs from base 46 to 840 and encodes 264 amino acids. The record is from RefSeq and is a predicted model, not a curated record. Gene Ontology annotation, biological process: proton motive force-driven mitochondrial ATP synthesis; proton transmembrane transport.